Molecule: messenger RNA, 3545 nt
Organism: Cryphonectria parasitica EP155
Lineage: Eukaryota; Fungi; Ascomycota; Sordariomycetes; Diaporthales; Cryphonectriaceae
Exons: 5
Coding region: 30-2978 (982 amino acids)
Biological process (GO): mRNA splicing, via spliceosome
Cellular component (GO): cytosol; U4/U6 x U5 tri-snRNP complex; U2-type catalytic step 2 spliceosome
Molecular function (GO): GTP binding; GTPase activity; translation elongation factor activity
Source: RefSeq, a predicted model, not a curated record
CACCCCUCCUUACAACCUCUCCAGUCGCCAUGGAUGACCUCUACGAUGAGUUCGGCAACUUCAUCGGCGAGGAGGCCGAGGCAUCAGAGGAAGAAUCUCAGCAUGGCGCCGACGCUGGCAACUAUGUCUACGAUGACGAGUUCGCCGAGGAGGGCGAGGCUGGACAGGAGCUCAUGGAGGUAGAUGAGGGGCCUUCGAACGCCGUGAUACUCCACGAAGACAAGCAAUACUACCCAACGGCAGCACAAGUUUACGGAGAAGGAGUCGAGACCCUGGUGCAAGAAGAGGACGCGCAACCCCUGACCGAGCCAAUCAUCGCGCCCGUGGAGCAGAAGAAGUUUACAGUCGAGGAGGCCGACCUGCCACACGUCUUCUACGAGCGCGGUUUCAUGACAGAUCUUAUGAACUUCCCCGACCAGAUUCGAAAUGUUGCGCUUGCAGGGCAUCUGCAUCAUGGAAAGACUGCGUUCGUGGACAUGCUCGUCCUGGAGACUCACGAUAUCAACGAGAGGCUGGAGAAGCGGACGGGUAGGAAGCGCGAGGAGCAGCUGAGGUACACCGAUGUACACGACAUCGAGAGGGAUCGAGGGCUGUCGGUCAAAGCUGCGCCAAUGAGCUUCGUGCUGCAAGGCACAAAAGGCAAAUCACACCUGUUGAACAUUAUCGACACACCGGGCCAUGUCAACUUCGUCGAUGAGGUGGCAGCGUCGUUGCGACUCGUGGACGGCAUCUGUCUAGUGGUGGACGUUGUGGAGGGUGUGCAGGUCAACACGCAACAGAUUAUCCGGCAUGCGGUCCUGGAGGACAUACCGAUCACCCUCAUUCUCAACAAGAUGGACCGUUUGAUCCUCGAGCUCAAACUGCCACCCAGCGAUGCAUACUUCAAGCUGAGGCACGUAGUCGAGGAGGUCAACACCAUCAUUGAACAGACGAUACCUGGAAAGGGCGAGCAGAGACGGUUGAGCCCUGAGAAGGGCAACGUCCUCUUUGCAUGUACGGAGAUGGGAUGGUGCUUCACCUUGCAAUCAUUCGCGAAGAUGUACUCGGAGAGUUUUGGAGGGGUGAACAUAGAAGACUUCUCACGCCGCCUAUGGGGCGACGUGUUCUUCAACCCAAAAAGGCGCUCCUUUACGAGGAAAGCCAUCGAAGAGGGCGCUAGAAGGUCGUUCAUCACCUUCAUCCUGGAGCCCAUCUACAAGCUUUACUCGCAUACCAUCGGCGAGAGCCCCGAGGAGCUGAAGGCAACGCUGCAUAGCCUUGGCAUCUCUCUUAAGCCAUCUCAGUACAAGACGGAUGCUAAGGUCCUGCUCAAGCUGGUGUGCGAGCAGUUUUUCGGCCCUUGCACUGCGUUUGUCGAUAUGGUUGUGCAGCAUGUUCCUUCGCCACAGGAGGCAGCUCAAAGAUAUCUGGAACGGUACUACACGGGUCCGCUCGAUACCAAGGUUGCAGAGUCUAUGAAGUCAUGCGACCAAGACGGCCCGCUGGUCGUCCAUGUCACGAAGCUGUUCAACUCCUCGGAUGCCAAGCAAUUUCACUCCUUCGGCCGGGUCUUGAGUGGUAUUGUCCGACCAGGCGCUGAGGUUCGAGUACUUGGCGAAGGUUAUUCUCUUGAUGAUGAAGAGGAUAUGGCCAUAGCCAAAAUAUCCGACGUGUGGAUCGCCGAGACGAGGUACAACAUUCCCGUUGACGGAGUUCCAGCAGGCAACUGGGUGUUACUGGGCGACGUCGAUAAUUCCAUUGUCAAGUCGGCCACGAUAGUCGACAAGCAAUUCGAGGACGACGAAGACGCCUACAUCUUCCGACCCAUUACGCAUUUCACAGAAUCAGUCCUGAAGGUUGCCGUCGAGCCAAUCAAUCCAUCUGAACUGCCAAAGAUGCUGGAUGGCAUACGGAAAAUCAACAAGAGCUAUCCUUUAAUCAACACCAAGGUGGAGGAGUCCGGCGAGCACAUCAUGCUCGGGACGGGAGAGCUCUACAUGGACUGCGUCCUGCACGACUUGCGACGACUCUAUGCGGACAUGGAGAUCAAGGUCUCCGAUCCUGUGACGCGCUUCUGCGAGACGGUUGUGGAGCAGUCUCACACCAGCUGCUACGCAAUCACGCCAAAUAAGAAGAACAAAAUCACAAUGGUGGCAGAGCCCCUCGAAGACGGUAUUGCACGAGAUAUCGAGUCGGGAGUGGUAAGCAUGAAGGAUCCGAUCCGCAAGACAGCUAAGUUCUUUGAAGAAAAGUACGACUGGGACAAGCUGGCCGCCAGAAGCAUUUGGGCCUUUGGUCCAGAUGAAAAGGGUCCGAAUAUCUUGCAGGACGACACCCUACCCGGCGAGGUGGACAAAAGGCUUCUCAACACCGUAAAGGAGCCAAUCCGCCAGGGGUUCAGCUGGGCGAGCCGAGAGGGUCCUCUUUGCGAAGAACCUAUACGUAACACAAAGUUCAAGAUCACAGAUAUCGCCUUGGCCCCUGAGGCGAUCUUCCGGGGAGGUGGCCAGAUCAUCCCCACUGCCCGGCGAGCAUGCUACUCGUCUUUUCUGAUGGCGUCACCACGCCUGAUGGAGCCCAUGUAUUCGGUCGCGAUGACGGGUAACCAAGAGGCGGUUUCGACUUUGUACACACUGCUGGCGAGGCGGCGCGGCCACGUCCUCAGCGAUGGCCCGAUCGUGGGGACCCCAUUGUACCGUGUGGACGGGUUGCUGCCCGUGAUCGACUCGUUCGGCUUCGAGACGGACCUGCGCAUCAACACGCAGGGCGCGAUGGUGGCCCUAGUCUUUGACAGGUGGAGCAUUGUGCCCGGCGAUCCGCUGGACAGGGACGUUGUGUUACGUCCCCUGCAACCUGCCAGUGCGCAGGCGACGGCCCGUGACUUUGUGCUCAAGACGCGUCGGAGGAAAGGUCUCAGCGAGGACGUAUCUGUGGCUAAAUUUCUGGAGCCGGACUUCUAUCAGGACAUGCUUGCGAGUGGUGCGCUUGGGGAUGUCUAGAGAUGGAGACUGGUGCGAAAGAGAGGUCAGGAAUAGGUAAUCUACCUUCCUUUAAUGGGUUCAUAUUGCCACAUGUUUGGCCCAGACGUGUUUAGAGGCGUCUCGCCUUGCCUAGGGGGGGAAUUGGGGGGUGGGCUGGCGGUGCUGGUGGUGCGGUGGUCCAGACCGGCGUGCAGAUUUGCCACGUUCAGGGCCCUGGCCAGGCAGGCAUACCGAGGGAACCCCAAGAUUGAGAGCUGUCAUGCGUGUCGAGGCUGGGGUUCGAGCAACUAUACACUAAGUCUCGCCCAGAGAGGCAGGCAAUUAAGGUGGUGCGCGUCGGCCCUAUGCCAGGAGAUUUCCUCAGCCCAGCUCAAAAGAGAUCAAUCGCCGAGCACAAACAGCCUCGCUGCACACCAAGAAUCUCUCAGCUCUACUCAUGCCAAAAGGACAGGGUUUUGUACAAGAUGAAGAAACUCGUACACCUGGCUAACCAGCUGCCGUUGACGCUUAGAACGGCAAUUACAAUUCAUGUUUUCCCCUCUUAGAAGGGAUAGAUGCAGAAGAACAUCAGUCCAGACAAGACAA